Rosa chinensis is the source of this 546-nucleotide messenger RNA. RefSeq lists its product as uncharacterized. The record is from RefSeq and is a predicted model, not a curated record. Lineage: Eukaryota; Viridiplantae; Streptophyta; Magnoliopsida; Rosales; Rosaceae. The transcript has a single exon. Bases 1 to 546 code for a protein of 181 amino acids.
AUGUCUACAUGGUGGAAUUCUGACACAGAACUCCAGUUAGAUCGUGCAGUUUGUACAUCCUGUUGGUGGGAUAUCUACGGGCUUGCACGAGUGCGUCAUCUAGCUCCCAGUGAUUCUGACCAUGUUCCGAUACUCUUACAAGCCAGCUCUGUUCCCUUGGCCAAAAGACCAAGAGUGCACCGGUUCAAAUUCGAAGCUUACUGGCUUGAACAUAAUGAUUCUGAUGAGGUUGUGAAGCAAGCAUGGGCGACAGAUGUGACUGGAAGUCCUAUGUACUGUGCAGCCAAAAAGAUUGAGUUUACAAGGAUACAGCUUGAUGAUUGGCAGAAUAGAGCUUUCAGGACUAGGCAGCAACAGAUGUUGGGGGUGCGUGCUCGUCUUGAGGAGUUACCAGAUGUUCCUAUGUCGGUGGAGGUGCAGAAUGAAAAGAAAGAGCUUAUGAGCAAAUUGCAAAAUCUUCUUUCACAAGAAGAAUUUUUCUGGAAGCAACGGUCCAAAGUGACAUGGUUGAAGGAGGGGGAUAGAAACACAAGCUUCUUUCAUUGA